AUUUAGGCGUUUCGUUACAAACUCCUCCUUAAUUUAUUUCGCCAUGGGAGUGUCGGGGCGAUACGUGACCGGAUGACGACUUUAGCGUUUGACGCUUGACGCCAAUUUGAACCACAGAAAACGGGAAUUGUCCGUCCGCGGCACACAAGUGCGUGUGCGAGGGAGCGCGUGUGCGCGCAUGGUGGGGGUGAACGGCGAGCAAAGAUGGCGGCGCUGAAAGAGGAGCGGAGCUACGCGCUGUCCUGUGGAAGAGUGAGCAACGGCAGCAACGUCUCCGUCUUCCACGUCAAACUCACUGACAGCUCGCUGAGGGCCUUCGAAGGCUACCGGGGCGGCAAGGUCCUGUCAUCACAACCAUUGAUAACAUUUAAUGGAAACCAAGGGAAAAUUUCAAUACCACGGUCAGAAAAUUCAAAUGAGCUGCACACGUUUACGUUCUACCUGUCACACGUUGGCAGAGACAACCCGCAGGGCAGCUUCGACUGCAUCCAGCAGUAUGUCACCAGUGACGGUAGCAUUCAGCUGGAUUGUUUGGGUGCCAUCCAGGACAAAAUUACUGUAUGCGCCACGGACGAUUCCUACCAAAAGGCCAGGGAGAGCAUGGCCCAGGUCGAGGAGGAGACACGCAGCAGGGGUGCCAUUGUCAUCAAGCCCGGUGGCAGAUUCGUCGGCAAAAAGGUACAGAUACGGAAACCGGUAUCAGCCCUGUCCGACGUGGCCCCCUCCCGGCGAACCUCCCGACCCGUCAUCAUCUCCAGCAGUGCGGUGAAGAAAGCAAGCCCUAAGCACCGGCCGCUCCGAGAGCGCCUGGUGCACCUGCUGGCCCUCAAGCCUUACAAGAAGCCCGAGCUGCUCCUGAGGUUGCAGAAGGACGGCCUCUUGCAGUCAGACAAGGACUCCCUGGACGGCCACCUGCAACAGGUGGCAAACCUGAAUGGGAAAGAUAACACACUUACGUUGAAAGACUUUUUAUAUAAGGAAAUUCUUAAAGACUGGCCUGGAUACACAGAAGGAGACCAGCAGCUUCUCAAGAGAAUCUUGUUGAGGAAGCAGUGCCAGGCUCAGAACAACACAGCUCCCCCACCAGAAAGCCCGCCCAAGGAGUUAGCCAGCAGCUCGCCAUCCCAGAAACGUCCGGCUAUAGACUUCAUUGACCCUCUUAACAAUAAAAAACCGAGGAUAUCGCACCUUGCAAGCAAAGCUGCAUCGGCCCCAAUCAACGGCAAGCUUAGUUCCUCCAACGGAAAAGCAGAGACAGGUGGAACACAGGUGACUCCUCUGCCAGACGCCGCUCUGACAUCCAGCUCCCAGCCGCUCCCCUUAUUGGACAUUCCCCGUCCUUUCGAAGCGCUCUCCGACGUUAGCAACGAUUCGAGCCACAAUGGCCGGGACUGCGACGCCCAGGAAACGGCGUCAGAGAGGCUCGGUCAACCCCCUUCGGCCACAACCGCACCCGCCGGCGUCAGCGCAAAACCCAAGCCUACCCCUCGCAACAAGAGUACGUCGGCUACCAGCGACAAAAAGUCUAAGAAGAAGUCCAAGAAGCAUAAAGACAAGGAGAAGAUGAAAAACAAGGCGAAAGGCCAAGAGGAGACGAAAAGUGCUGAGGACAGAAUGCUGGAGCUUGACAGAAGUUGUGACACGAGCCCAGAAAACCUCAAAAGCAACAGUAUUCCACUUAAAAACACAAAUCUUAAUGGGAUAUGCAAUGACAGUACCAGUAUUCCCUUGUCUUCACCUGAGGUGACUGACUAUCUAUUGAAGUACACAGUGAUCAGCUCUCAGGAGCAGCGUCAGAAGUAUAAAAACGACUUCAACUCCGAGUACAGCGAGUACCGCGACCUGCACGCUCGGAUAGAGAGCAUCACUAAGCAUUUCACUGUGCUGGACAACGAGCUUAAAAAGCUCCAACAAGGCACAGACAAGUACAAGACAAUCCAUAAUCAGAUACUUCAAGAGUAUCAUAGAAUAAAAAAGCGCAACCCCCACUAUAGCCAAGAGAAGAACCGUUGUGAACAUCUCCACAACAAACUGGCACAUAUCAAAAGACUCAUUGCCGAGUAUGAUCAACAGCAACUCUGAAAGUACAGUACUGUAUUUUUUUUUUCUUUUUCAAUGAGGAUUUGUCCUCAUUUCGGCCAAAGGCUCACACGUGUGGACUUAAAACAAGGACAUGGGGGUCUUUGUUGUCCUCUCUUUACUUUUCUUUUUGGGGGGAAGGUAAGAUAAUACCGGGGCUCCUAGUGUGUUAUGCUUACACAUCCAAGGAAGGAAAGAAAAAAAAAAGGUGACGCUGUUUUUCUCAGCUCAUCUUUCUUAUAGCGAUGUGAAAGAAUCAGGGAAUUACAACAAAAAAAAACACUUACUGGAGGAGACGUCUGUCCUGCUUUUUAAGUUAUAGGAAAAAUUAGAUGGCGGUCUUCCCCCUUUAUAUACGGAGGUUGUUUUUUUUCUAUUUAUUUUCCGACCCUCAAAGUGGGGGACUAUCAGUACUUUAAAGGCUGCGUCUCCUCUAUUUUGAAUGUCAGCCAGUAUUUGAUUCAGAAGCUGCCUUGCCUCGUCUCAUUCUCCGCUCUUUAAAAGAAGACUCAGUUUUAUUCCAGAACAAGGGGUGUCCAAACUACGGAAUUACCGUAAAUGCACUAAUGUGAAAACUCUGUACACAGUUUCAUUUUCAACUUCAAUAAUGAUUCAGAGUGCAUGAGAAAGUCUGUUGAGUAUAUUGCACAACACAGCACUGAUUUUGUAAGGAAGGAAUAAACUGCAUUAAUACCGCGGAUUAAUUGAUAGUAGGCGCAUAAAUUCCACAACAGUAUUGACCUUUUAAAUUCUUGUGGAGUUCAUAACAACAUCAGGAGGUUGCCUACAGCCACAGUUGUUAAUGCCAAUGUUUUUUGAGUCAACGCUAAUUCGUAGACCAUGCACCCAAUGACUACCAGGGAAUAGAGGCGUUAAUUGAAGCAAUAAAGUAAACACAGUACAUAAUAGGAUCAAUUUGAACAACCUCAAUUUUGUGCAAAUUAAUAUAAUUAAACACUGAUGCGUUUCAUUUGAUUUCUUAGAAUAAGAACAAAAAUGAGCGUUUGUUUGGACACGCCUGUUCCGGUACAAAAUCCUCUCCUUCGCUGCAACGCAUGGCGAGCUCCUCCUACAACGAUCCGAAGGUUGUCUCCGCGUCACAACUUAAUGUCUGCGCAUCAAGCUAGUCCAUGGAGGCGACUGUUAACACAAAGCCAUCCUCAACCCGCCUUUCGCUGCCCCGCCCCCGCUACCACUUAUGCCUUUUCUGUCCUCCUAACGCGAAGAUGAUGUCACACUCCCGAGAAGCGGCGAGACGAGUCCAGUCGGUCAGCAUGACGGAUCCCUUUAUGUGAAUAUGACAAAUCAGCACUUUUAAUCUCCUCGCUGUGACCUGUGGAAGUGACUUGUUUUCUUUGUCGGUGCGCAUGCGUCGCUCGCUCGCUCUACGAUCGAACAAUCCUUAGUUGACAGGCAGGCAGGUGGAAUCGUGUCAUUAGAGCCUCAUCCAGCAAACCCACUGUGAGCGAGCAUCCUUAACUAUCCUGCAGGAUGUAACUAAGUCAAAUGUGCCAAAAUGACCUGUUUGUAUAGUUUUCUUUCUCCUCUCCCACUGUUGAAGGAGAGGAGGACGUUGGAGGCACUCGUGAAUGAAAUGUCGGCGCUAAAAACCCAAAGCACGCUUUUUUUUUUCUUUUUUGAAAAGGGACUGGAAAUGACAUUUUUUUUGUUUCAAUAAAAUUCUAUCAAAUCCUAA
Molecule: messenger RNA, 3775 nt
Organism: Nerophis lumbriciformis (worm pipefish)
Lineage: Eukaryota; Metazoa; Chordata; Actinopteri; Syngnathiformes; Syngnathidae
Gene: ell
Product: elongation factor RNA polymerase II
Biological process (GO): snRNA transcription by RNA polymerase II; positive regulation of transcription elongation by RNA polymerase II; transcription elongation by RNA polymerase II
Cellular component (GO): transcription elongation factor complex
Molecular function (GO): cis-regulatory region sequence-specific DNA binding
Source: RefSeq, a predicted model, not a curated record